This is a messenger RNA of Oppiella nova, 756 nucleotides long. The record is from the annotation of a GenBank genome assembly. Lineage: Eukaryota; Metazoa; Arthropoda; Arachnida; Sarcoptiformes; Oppiidae.
CACGAAACGUAGCCUCAGGCAGUGCUCCCAAUAAACGACUGGCCGAAGGGCUGAUGACAUCUGCCAAUCAUAUCGAGAGUUUGACCCCUCAGUUGGUCAGCGCCGGACGAAUCAGACUCACUCAUCCUGACAAUAAGGCAGCCGAUGAGCACUUCGAGAAUCUUAGAAAACAAUACUCAGACACCAUUCAGAACAUGAGGAAUAUGGUGGACGAGGCGGUGGACACCGUUAGCUUUAUUAAAGCGUCUGAGGACUCGAUAUUAAAAUACACGGCUUUGUGUGAGAAUGCGAUUGUGAACCGACAGCAACAGAGUAUGGUUGACAACACCUCUAAUAUCGCACGUCUGGCCAAUCGGGUUCUGAUGGUCGCCAAACAGGAGUCCGACAACUCUGAAGACCCCAAUUUCAUCAGUCGAGUCAACAGAGCAGCCGAUGAGUUGCAGUCCACCGUUCCCGUUAUGGUUCAGGACGCCAAGAAUGUGGCCAUCAAUAUAUCUGAUCCCAAAGCCAUAUCUCGUUGGAGGGAUUCUAAUAGAGCCUUAAUCAAUUCAGUGGCAGAAGUAAAGAAAGCCGUUUCUGUAGACCUGCCGGACAUGAGUUCACUCUAUAUAAGUGGUAAUCUAUUAUAUAAUUAAUUUGCUAAACAAAAUGCCUUUCCUUCAAAAGUUGAAACCUGACAAAAAACUUGAUAAAAUGAAAACAUUAAAUGUUGUGAUGACCUGAACUAAACUCAUUGUAAUCGUCAGCUCCGGAGCC